Hypanus sabinus (Atlantic stingray) is the source of this 780-nucleotide messenger RNA. RefSeq lists its product as uncharacterized. The transcript is spliced from 7 exons. The coding region runs from base 1 to 780 and encodes 259 amino acids. Lineage: Eukaryota; Metazoa; Chordata; Chondrichthyes; Myliobatiformes; Dasyatidae. The record is from RefSeq and is a predicted model, not a curated record.
AUGGACAAGAGCGAGGCUCACAUGAAAAAGAAACCUGUAAAACUGGACUCACCGUCUCCAUCGGGAGAUGGUCUGAACUCCACCUACUCAGAGGUGAACUUUCGAAGAGACGAUCCCCUCAUCGAUGAGGACGAGGAUCCUCCCAUUGCCUCAGGACCAGGAGGGAUGCCAACUACUAUACAAACAGCUGCGCAUGAACAGCGGUCGAAAGUGAGGAUCGGAAAUAGACCGUGCCGUCUGAUCUGCCUACUCUGCCUGGUUACAUCCGCCCUCAUCGUGAUAGUGGUCUGUCUCUCGAUCCAUGGAAUGCACAGCGAUCUCCGUCACCAGUUCACUGAGAUGGAAACGAAGUACAGAUCUAUCAACGAAACCAAGGCUGAAAUCUGUGAAUUGUUGGCCAGCGGAAGAGAGAAAACCUGUUCCAAGGAGUGGUUCUCAAAUACAGACAGGCGUUAUUACGUAUCCAAAUAUGCAACAACUUUCCCCAGAGCGAUGCAAGAAUGUUCAAACAUUAACUUCAGGCUGGUCGAAGUCAAUUCAACGGAUGAAACGAACGUUGCUUACUGGGUUGGAAAAUGCGCGAACGGGAAUGAUGUGCAUGGUCUGCUGUACAACGUGGCCUCCGGAAGGUCCUCCUGUAGUGAAUGUAAAUCGAGCAGAAGUGCUGACAAUUGCAUUAAUGAUGAACACCAUUUCAUCUGCGAGAAGUCCGCCCCCUGCUGCCCGGAUAUUCCUGAAAAGAUCCAGGUUCUCUGUCAACAGCCCGGAGAGCCGACUUGA